AUGUGAGGAGGGGCGGCUGCGUCGUCCUCCUCCUCCUCGCCUGUGGAAACCUGCGUUAAAAUGUCCCCCCCCACACCAAGUCCUGAUAGUUCCACACACACGUCCCCUCCCUCGGCGGAGGAUGUGCCCCCACACAGCCCCGCUUAGGUGUAGGGCAGGGGAAGCCUCUGUGCGGGAGGGACGCUCGGAGGAAGGAGCAGGAUCCCCGGGCUGCGUAAACAAGGAGAGCAGGAGCCCAGCCAGGCGAAGCUGGGAGGAUUUCACCUUGUUGCUGCUUGUUUCGGGAGAUUUUGCCUCCCCCCGCACCGCAGACCAUCCAGCGGAGGGUUUCUUUCCUCGCUGCGUCCGCAGCCCGGCCAGAAGCGAAACGCUUUCCGUGUUAGAGGUGCUUUUUUUUUAAUUUUAUUUUUUAAUUUUUUUUUUUUUUUUGUCGCGGUCUCCCUGCGAGAAAGAAAUCGGCACCGGUCUGCGGGGAGGAGGGAGACGCGAUCAACUGAGGUUUUCCCUGCCUCCGGCUGAGAGUUGAAGUGACACCGCCGCUGGCCUGUGGCCGGCGGGCUGCACGGCUCGCUGGAAGCGCGGCCAGAGCCGCCCCGGUUACCUGCUGGAGGACCCUUCAAAGCCUUCUGUUGGCGGUGGAGACUUGUAUCCAGAGGAAAAUCGGAUUACUAUAAACUAUGCAGAGCUUUGCGGGGAUAUCUGGAGACUACUCUGUCUGCAUGGCUAAUCUUGAAAUUGUCUGAAAUAAAUCCUUAGCACAAGGAAUAGAGAUACUUUCAAUUAGCAUUUUUUUUUUUCCUUGGUGCUUUCCCCCCCGCCCCAGCACAAGAAUUUAACACUUUCACAGCAAGGUUUUGCGGGAGAAUGGGACACAUGCCGGAAAACUCAUCACGCUUCAUGAAUAUCACAGGGGUAACAGUUUCCGUCAUCCUUGCGGUAUGAAAGGUACUCUGGAUCGUCUGCUGGUGGCUAACAUGGAUCAGGCUUUCUCUGUGUCUGUUACAAAUGUGCUGAAGGAUCCGGAUUUACUGAAAUACUGACGCCAAUAAACUUGCUCCCUCUCUGUUGAAGGCAUUGGAUGUGACAGCGCAGAGAAACAUGUGUUUCACAUUUCUGACUGGUUGUUUUGGCGCAAUCAAUACCUCCACAAGAAACAUUGACUUAGGUGGUGACUGUAAUACAGGGAGGCACACAGAGUGCUGCCUUCGGGUUGCAUGCAAAGUGAGCACAAAUCAAAGAGUCCUCGGUUGCCGUGAAGUGGGGGCUUCUGUGCCCCCAAAACUCCGGGGCCAAGGCAGCUGGCGAUGUUCCCAACCCACCAAAGAGAGCCCGGCCUCGGGGUGCAGAAUGAGCAAUGACCAAAGCGCUGUCCGGAGUGGCAGGCAGUCGGAUCCGUUGGGAAUCACUGAGGCAAUAAUGGUUGAAAGAAAGGUGGAUCGCGAAAUUAUUGCCCGGAGGAGUAGCAGGCGAGACGGAAUGAUGAUGAAGUUAAACUUCUGUUUCUUCUUCUGUCGGGGAUGGUGGGCGUUUCUGUUGCUUCAGCUCCACAUGUUGCAAGCACUGGCACAAGAUGAUGUUGCACCAUACUUCAAGACAGAACCAGGCUUGCCCCAGAUACACUUGGAAGGAAACCGACUUGUACUUACGUGCCUUGCUGAAGGCAGCUGGCCCUUGGAAUUCAAGUGGUUGCACAAUGACAGCGAAAUAACCGCCUACUCCACUGAAUACAAGUACAUCAUCCCAGCUUUGCAGAGGUCCGAUGCUGGCUUUUAUCAAUGUGUUGUACGAAACAGGAUGGGGGCAUUGCUGCAAAGAAGAUCUGAAGUUCAGGUGGCAUACAUGGGAAAUUUCAUGGACACAAACCAGAGAAAAACAGUGACUGAAGGACAAGCUGCAGUUCUGAAUUUCCUGCACAUCCUCAGCUAUCCAAGACCACAAGUGACAUGGUUUAGAGAUGGGCACAAGAUUAUACCAAGCAGCAGAAUAGCUAUAACACUGGAGAAUCAGCUGGUAAUCCUUGCAACAUCAGUGGCUGACGCGGGAGGCUACUACGUCCAGGCUGUCAAUGAAAAGAACGGUGAAAACAAGACGAGUCCAUUGAUUCAGCUCAGCAUAGCAAAUGCCGUAGACCCGUCUGACACCGUGGCUCCUGUCAUUGUAAUCCCUCCACAGAAUACUAGUGUCGUAGCAGGGAGCGGUGAAAUUACACUGGAAUGUGUUGCCAGUGCAAGACAUGUUGAGAAACUAAGCAUGACUUGGAAGAGAAAUGGAAUAAAAAUAACCAGUGGAAUUAGCAAUUUUGGGAGACGACUCACUAUCACCAACCCAACCUCUGCUGACGUUGGGAUGUACUUCUGUGAAGCAAAAUUGAGAGACAGCACAGAGGAACCAGCAAGAGCAAAUGCCUUCCUUUCUAUAAUAGAACCACCGUAUUUUACUGCUGAACCUGAGAGCGUGAUUUUGGCUGAAGUGGAGAAAGAUGUGGACAUCUCGUGCCAAGCGAUGGGAGUUCCCAUUCCCUCCCUCAUCUGGUAUAAGGACUCCAUUCCUCUCAGCAAGCUGCAAAACCCCCGCUACAAAGUCCUGCUGAGUGGCGGCCUGCGGAUCCAGGCUCUGCAUCCUCAGGAUGCUGGAAUCUUCCAGUGUUUUGCUAGUAAUAAAGGCGGGGAGAUACAGACGUACACUUACCUGGAUGUGACUAACAUUAAACCAGCAUUUAUACAGCCUCCAGAGGAUACCACUGUUACUGAGGGGAUGACUGCAGUGCUGACCUGUGAAGUUUCAGGGGCUCCAAAACCUGCCAUCUCCUGGAAGAAAGGAAACCAGAUCUUAGCCAGUGGCUCAGUUCAGAUUCCUCGGUUCAUUCUUCUUGAAUCUGGAGGGCUCCAGAUAACACCAGUUUUCCUUCACGAUGCUGGCAAUUAUACUUGCUUUGCAGUCAACUCUGAGGGAUCUCUGAAUGCCUUUGUGACGCUGACAGUGUGGAAUCGGACUUUCAUUGUUCGCCCCCCUGAGGAUAGCACUGUGAUCAAAGGAACUACAGCCACUCUGCGAUGUGACGCAACUCAUGAUCCUAGAAUUUCAAUCAGGUACAUUUGGAAGAAGGACAGUGUCGUAAUAAAUCCAUCCAGCAGUUCCAGGAUCACAGUAGAGAAAGAUGGAACCCUUCUCAUCAGCCAGACGUGGUCAGGCGACAUCGGGGACUAUACUUGUGAAGUCAUUUCUUUUGGAGGAAACGACUCCAGAAUGGCUAGACUAGAAGUGAUCGAGCUGCCUCAUUCCCCUCAGAAUCUUCUAGCCACUCUGAAUUCCUCAUAUAGCCGCAGUGUGAUGCUUUCCUGGGUGCGUCCUUUUGAUGGAAACAGCCCUGUUCUCUACUACAUGGUCGAGCUCUCCGAGAACAAUUCUCCCUGGAAGGUUCACCUAUCAAAUCUUGACCCCAAAAUGACUGGUGUCAUUGUGAGUGGACUAACUCCAGCCCGAACCUACCAGUUUAGGGUGUGUGCGGUUAACCAGGUGGGAAAAGGCCAGUACAGCUCUGAGACCAGCAGGUUGAUGCUGCCUGAGGAGCCACCUAGUGCCCCACCUAAAAACAUAGUGGCCAGUGGGCGCACUAAUCAGUCUAUCAUGGUCCAGUGGCAACCUCCUCCUGAAAGUGAACAUAACGGAGUUCUUCAUGGGUACAUUCUAAGGUAUCGCCUGGCUGGCCUCCCUGGAGAAUACCAGUAUAAGAACAUCACCAGUGCAGAAAUUAACUACUGCUUAGUGAAAGACCUGAUCAUUUGGACCCAGUAUGAAAUCCAGGUGGCGUCUUACAAUGGAGCUGGGCUGGGAGCAUUCAGCAGACCUGUGACAGAAUACACUUUACAGGGAGUGCCUACAGCUCCACCGCAAAACGUGCAAGUUGAAGCCGUGAACUCCACAACCAUCCAGUUCCUCUGGAACCCUCCACCCCAGCAGUUCAUCAACGGUAUUAACCAAGGAUACAAGCUUCUAGCAUGGCCAGUGGAUGCUCCAGAGACUGUGACUGUGGUCACCAUUGCUCCUGAUUUUCAUGGUGUUCACAGCGGAUGUAUCACCAACCUGAAGAAAUACACUACUUAUUACACGUCAGUUCUGUGUUUCACCACACCUGGAGAUGGACCACGAAGCACACCGCAGCUGCUACGCACCCUUGAAGACAAGCCAGGAGCUGUGGGACACCUGAGUUUCACUGAGAUUCUGGACACGUCUCUCAAGGUCAGCUGGCAAGAACCGGUAGAGAAAAAUGGCAUAAUUACAGGCUAUCAGAUCUCUUGGGAGGUGUAUGGCAGAAAUGAAUCUCGUCUUGCCCGCACGCUAACCAACACAACACUUGAGUACAAGAUCACAGGGCUGUCAUCUCUCACCACAUACACGAUCGAGGUGGCAGCUGUGACCGCAAAAGGGAGUGGAUGGGUCACAUCCUCCACCAUCUCUUCUGGUGUGCCUCCAGAACUUCCAGGUGCUCCGUCCAACCUGGUGAUCUCUAACAUCAGCCCUCGCUCUGCCACGCUUCAAUUCCGGCCAGGUUAUGACGGCAAAACCUCCAUCUGCAAGUGGAUAGUUGAAGGCCAGGUUGGUGUACUGGGUGAUGAAGAAGAGUGGGUGAGUCUCCAUGAGGUGGAGAAUGAACCUGAUGCUCAGAUGCUGGAGGUACCAAACCUUACUCCUUACACUCAUUACAGGUUCCGGAUGCGGCAGGUGAACGUGGUCGGCCCCAGCCCUCUGAGCCAGCCCUCGCGGGUUAUCCAGACGCUGCAGGCUCCUCCGGACGUCGCCCCUGGGAGCGUGACCGUGCGCACGGCGAGUGAGACCAGCCUGUGGAUGCGCUGGGUGCCCCUCCCCGACACACAGUAUAAUGGCAAUCCAGAAUCGGUGGGGUACAGGAUAAAGUUCUGGCGUGCGGAUCUGCAGUCUCCCACCCUGAUGAAGGUUAUUAACAACCGACUGGAGAGAGAGUACACGAUCGAAGAUCUCGAGGAGUGGACAGAGUAUGAACUGCAGAUCCAGGCUUUCAAUGCCAUCGGGGCGGGACCGUGGAGUGAAGUAGUGAGAGGUCGUACACGGGAGUCUGUUCCCUCUGCUCCUCCUGAGAAUGUGUCUGCUGAAGCUGUGAGUUCAACCCAGAUCCUUCUGACAUGGAGCGCGGUCCCUGAGUCUGAGCAGAAUGGUCUCGUCCUGGGUUACAAGAUACUUUUCAAAGCAAAAGAUUUAGACUCUGAACCAAAGAGCCAAAUAGUGAGAGGUAACCACACUCAGUCUUACCUGCUGUCUGGCUUGCGGAAAUAUGUGCUCUACGAGAUCCAGGUGUUGGCAUUCACUCGCAUUGGAGACGGACUCCCCAGCUCUCCUGCAGUUAUAGAAAGAACCAAGGAUGAUGCCCCUGGGCCGCCCGUGAGGCUGGUGUUCCCCGAGGUGAGGCUGACGUCGGUGCGAAUUGUUUGGCAGCCGCCGGAGGAGCCCAACGGAGUUAUCCUGGGUUAUCAGAUUGCAUACCGCCUGGCCAGCAGCAGCCCUAACAAGUUCACGACAGUGGAGGUUGGUUCAACGGUCAGGCAGUUCACUGCUACAGACCUCACCCCUGAGUCAGCAUACAUCUUUCGGACGUCUGCCAAGACGAGGCAGGGCUGGGGGGAGCCUCUGGAAGCCACAGUGAUCACAACAGAGAAAAGAGAACGGCCAGCACCUCCCAGGCAGCUGACGACCCCCCAGUCGGAUGUGUCGUCACGGAGCCUGCAGUUGAAGUGGGUCCCUGGAAGUGACGGAUCUUCACCAAUACGGUAUUUCACGGUGCAAGUGCGAGAACUGCCAAAAGGAGACUGGCAAACCUAUUCCUCUUCUAUCAGCCACGAGGCAACGUCCUGCAUCAUUGAAAGCCUGAAUCCAUUCACUUCUUACAAGCUGCGAGUGAAAGCAACCAACGAUAUCGGAGACAGUGACUUCAGCGCGGAGACUGAAGCGGUCACAACUCUGCAGGAUGUUCCAGAUGAGCCACCCAGUUCUGUGUUAGUAACUCCCCACACUACUUCAUCUGUCCUUGUGCAAUGGCAGCCACCUAAAGUUGAGAGUCUGAACGGCUUGCUGUUGGGAUACCGCAUCUACUAUCGGGAGCUGGACUACGACACCGGGUCUGGAACAGAAUCCAAAACCAUCAAGAACCCUUCAGCUUUAAGAGCAGAGCUCACACCCCAAAGCAGCUUCAAGACAGUGAACAGCAGCUCUGCAUUAACGACGUAUGAAUUAACACAGUUGAAGAAAUACAAGAGAUAUGAAGUGCUGAUGACUGUGUAUAAUGUAAUUGGUGAGAGCCCUACCAGCCCGCCAGUGGAAGUGUUUGUGGGUGAAGCAGCUCCAGCGAUGGCCCCACAGAACAUCCAAGUAAACUCCCUUUCUGCGAGCCAGCUGGAGCUCACCUGGGACCCUCCUCCCGCCGACAGCCAGAAUGGGAAUAUACAAGGCUACAAGAUUUAUUACUGGGAGAGCGACGUCCAAAACGACACAGAGAAAGUGAAGGUCCUUUUCCUUCCGGAGACGACUGUCCGACUCAAAAACCUGACCAGCCACACGCGGUACAUGGUCUGCAUUUCUGCCUUCAAUGCAGCCGGGGACGGCCCGAGGAGCAGCCCCUCGCAGGGCAGGACACACCAGGCUGCACCCAGUGCUCCCAGCUUCUUGGCAUUCUCUGAAAUCACUUCCACGACACUCAACGUGUCUUGGGGCGAGCCGACAGCAGCGAAUGGAGUCCUGCAGGGUUAUCGAGUAGUCUAUGAGCCUUUGGCUCCCGUCCAGGGGGUUAGUAAGGUGGUGACUGUGGACAUAAAAGGGAACUGGCAACGCUGGCUGAAGGUCCGAGAUCUCACCAAGGGCAUGACCUAUUUAUUCAGAGUGCAAGCCCGAACCAUUGCCUAUGGACCUGAACUGCAAGCCAAUGUCACAGCUGGGCCAGCAGAAGGGUCUCCUGGCUCCCCUCAGGAAAUUCUGGUGACAAAAUCUGCUUCUGGGCUGACGCUACAAUGGACUGAGGGAGAUUCAGGAGAAAAACCCACAACCGGGUACAUUAUAGAGGCACGGCCCUCAGAUGAAGGACUGUGGGACAUGUUUGUGAAGGACAUCCCUCGCAGCGCUACCUCCUACACAGUCAGCCUGGACAGACUCAAACAGGGUGUGACCUAUGAAUUUCGGGUAGUAGCUGUCAAUGAAAUUGGCUAUGGAGAACCAAGCAUUCCCUCUGUGGCAGUAUCAGCACAAACAGAAGCCCCUUUCUAUGAGGAGUGGUGGUUUCUGCUGGUGAUGGCACUCUCAAGUCUGAUCCUGAUCCUGUUGGUGGUGUUUGCAUUGGUCCUGCAUGGCCAGAGCAAGAAGUACAAGAACUGCAGCACAGGUAAAACCAUCUCCAAUGUGGAAGAGUCAGUCACCUUGGAUAACGGAGGCUUCACUGCCCUGGAGCUCAACAGCAGACACCUAAACAUCAAGAGCACCUUCUCAAAGAAAAAUGGAACCAGGUCUCCUCCUCGCCCAAGCCCAGGAGGGCUGCACUACUCUGAUGAGGAUAUCUGCAACAAGUACAAUGGAGCUGUGCUGACCGAGGGCUUGGGCCUGAAUGAGAAGCCCUUAGAAGUAUCAGAAUCAGAGGCCACUGACUCGGAUUAUGAAGACGAGCUGCCCAAGCAUUCAUUUGUGAACCAUUACAUGAGCGACCCCACGUACUACAACUCCUGGAAGCGGCAGCAGAAAGGGGUGAAACACCCGGCGUCCUACAGAUAUGAGGAGUGCGCAGCCAGUGAGACAGAACCCUAUUUCCAGACUGUCAUCACGACACAGAGCUCAGGAGGGGUGUACACCCCAACGGGACAGCCUGCGCCCGGCUCCCGGACUCCAGUAACAGGGUUCUCCUCCUUCGUCUGACAUGGGCCGGGAGGGAAGAGCCCAGGCGAGCCGCCGGCAGCAUGCGGGGCGCCCCGUCGCAGUGACCGCGUGCACAUGGCCGGGGUGGUGAACUGGGGGUGAUAACUCCUCUGUCAGGGUAGAGCGGAUGGGAACACGAAUGAGGCUGUUUUGGUUUUGGUUUUCCUUUUUCCCGAAGACAAUCAACUCUAAAAGUACGGAGCUGAACUAGCCGAACCUUUGUUUAAAAAAAAAAAAAAAAAAAAAAAAAAGAAAAAAAAAAAGGAAUUCUGCAAAGUGAUGAUUUUAACCACUUGUGAAUAGUAGGGGUUUUUUAACCAGUUUUUUGUAACACUGCUUCAGGAAGCAGCUCCCAUGCCCUUCUCUUCCCUCUUUCUUUCUCUGCCCUCCUCCUAUCCCAUGUUCAACAAGGAGGUGAAUUCCCUAGAUGCAAUGAGUGACUUUGUGAUGUGAUUUGAAGAGAGAAUGUAAAACUUCCCAGGCUCCUUUUGCUUUUACUCUCUUUAUUUCUCUUUUCAAUUUUUCCCUACCAUCAGGGUCAAGUAGGAAAACACAGAGAAGGGACAGACUUUGACGUGAAAAGCAGACCCCUCCUCUCUCCUCUCCCCAUCGCUGCUCUCCACAUUAGGAGCACUGGCUGAUUCACUUAGGCUCAGAUGUGUCACUGUGUCUGCUCUAGGCUCACUACUGGUGUCCGUAUGCUGAAUUGCUGACCUGCUUUCCUUUCUUGUUCAAAAGGGGCCUGCUGCAAUCUUUAAAUAUUCCAACUCCAGGGCCUUUCGAAGAGUAGAUGGCUCAAAAGAGCACUGUGGGCAGCAGUGGGUGAAGCAAGUGGGAAGAAUUCAGAUGCAAGGUCGAUUUAUUUUUGGUGUGGCUCUAAUCCUCCCUUGUGGACUGCAUGUGCCAUUUGAAUUGUUCAUUUUUUAAAAGUCAAAGGACACAACCCAGCAAGCCAGAGGAAUCUUUCAAUUAAGAUUGCAGGGACAAGCUAGAGAGUCUACUAAUUGAUGAGGUUUUUGAUCAUGAAAGUUAUUCUGCCCUGUCAAUUGAAAUUGAGCAUCCUUUCUUGCCCAGACUCUGCAGUGCUGCUUACUGAUCUGUAAAAAUGGUACACGGUAGUUGGGUUUGUUUGAUUUUUGAAGCCACGUCACACGGCUUGGGUGAGUUUUGGUGUCCACAGGUGCCUUUUAUUGAUUCUUCAGCUUCUUAUCUAGGAAAAGCAACAAAGUCUCUCCAAAUAAAGCUAACAUGUUUUUUUCAAGCAUUGGGGUCAUGAAUUACCUUGUGCACAUUUACAGGCUGCUUUGUGCACUUGAAGCUACAGGUUUUGAAAAGAAGAGGGAGAUGUUUUGUUUAUUUUCCAUCCUUUUGUACAGCUUUCUUUUUGUUUUCUGUCCUUUUCCUGUGUCUGCCAUGUUUAGCAGCAAGUUCUUUGUUCACCUUAAAAUUGUCAGGGGCUUAAAGAAACCGAGUCCAGCCCUUGGACCUAGCAGCAGUCCUGGAUCACUACGCUUUUUACUCUAAGUGUUUGAAAGGUAAAUUUGGAAGGAGGCACAUCCCUGCCACUCCAGCAUCUGGCAUUUCCUCCCAGGUGGAUGUAGGUCAGCCAGGAAAGUUGGCAUCCUGCUGCUUGCUAACAUCACACUGGGACAUGUGUGGGCACUGCUCCUAUUGCAAAUUGUCCCUGUCCUCUCUGCAGGGCUGUGGCACUGCCUGGUGGUGUCUUCAAGGCAGGCUGCUGAACCCAACCUAACGCUGAUUACAGCGGCUGCCUGUCCCUGCCCUUGGGGGCUGGUUAGGAGUAGCCUGGUGGCACCUCACCUGGACAGGGGAGAUUCAAGGGCAUGCUCAACCUUGCCGUCACCUUUCAGUGCCUCUCGGACAGGGCAAACCAAUUCAGAACUGCCUUUACUCUCUGGCACUGCCUCUGAGCACUGCUGCCCUUGGUGCAUACAGGUUCUGGAUUGCUGUUCUUUUCCACAGGCUCCAGAAAGAAAAAGGUUCAGAACCGAAAACUCCAGUGGGUGUGUUUAAGUGCUUUUGAGUUUGGGAUAAUUAUCCACAGCUCAUUAGAUAGCAAAGGUACAAGCUUGAGCCGAAACCCUUGUGAGGUGCCCCCUUCUCCACCUGGAUAGGAUGUGUGUGGGAUGGAGAAGAGGCUCCAAAGAGGAUGAUGUGAAGACGAAUACAAAACAAACAAAAAAACCCUGCUGCCUUCUGUGCACUUUGACUGUUCUCUUAAGCCAUAUGGACUUUGCUUUAAUUACUGAACUGAACAAAAAAUUGUUCGCAGUCUGAUUAUUUUUGUUUGUUUGUUUCUUAGGCAAAAUUAUCUAUGUGACUUUCUGAUUUGUUUUCUUUCUUCCUUGUUAUUUUCUGCAUCAGAUUACGUAUUUUGAACUUUGCGUUACAUAUACAUGGGACACAACAAUGCAGUUGAUGUUGGAAUCUUAAUGGGGCUUAACUCCAGCAGAGGUAGUGCCAUGGGAGGAACCUUUCAAGGAUCACUAAUGGACCUAAAGAUCUAGUUUAGAAUAAAGUCGAUCAAAUGUUGAAGACAUUGCUCCAAAGGAUAGUGUUGUGUGAGUAGCUCCAUACCUCCUGAAUAUUGUCAGAUCUGAAUUGAUUUAAGGUGAAGUUACUCCCUAGGACUGUUCUGAUAUCACAUUGAGCAAAAGGGCAAGGAAACCACAGGGAAUAAAUAAAAAGGACUUUGUGGCCACAGUUUGACUGAAGGAAAACAUGGGGAGCAGUACAGUGAGUACAAAGUGAGGAGAAUAAACUAUCCCUUUUUUUUCAGUGCCAUCUGCAACUAAAGUGCUUGUGCUUGCUGUGGGCCUGCUGACAUGGCUGUAUGGCCCUUUUCUUCUGACUGCCACCAAAUGAAAAUGUUAGAUUGGAUUCCUUUAGGACCUGUUGAUCUGAACAAAGCCAUUUCUGUUCCAUUCCAGGCUAUUAUCCCUCCUUGUUUGGUUUUGUUUAGGAGCUGGCUUUUCUUAAGCGUGGGUUUAUUUUAUUUAGGCAUUCACUAAUCAUGGACAUGCAUUGCCCUGCUCGCUCCUAAGAUGAGAGGAAGAUAUAUGUUCUGCCCAGGAUGCAUGUAACUACAUGCAUGAUGCCUGUGCCUUCAUAUUCAUAUGCUGCACUUGCAAAAUAUGAUGAAUAGGUAGGUUUUAUUUACUUCUAAUAUCAGGUAAAUUGUUCCAUCUAGAAGGAAACACUCCAUCAGUUUGCAAGAAAGUUCUCUUUCAUAGCUGUAAUCUUUGGGAAUUACAGCUUUGAAAUAUAACUUUCAAACAUUAGCUGUCAUGUUACAAUAACUUCACCCAUCAAAUCUACUUCUGUUUCCUUCUUCCUAUUUAGAACAGUCUUGAAAAAUGAAGGCUUCUAUGGAAAACCCUUUGUUAGGAUAUUUUAUCUGUAUUUAUUUAUUUACUUUGCCUUGUUUCUCAGGUCUCUGGGUGACUGUUAUUAAAAAAUAAAAAACGUGUUAUGAAAUGACCAAGGGAGACAUUUUAGGGAACAGUUUAACAGGAGCUCAUUUUUCAUGCAAUAGCUACGGAAAUGUCCCAUUCCCUGCAGGAAAAGAGUGCCCAAGACUUCGCCCCCCUUCCAGGGCUGAGCUGACACCAGCCAUCAGUCAGCGAUGUUCGCAGCCCUCCCCGUGGGACUGAGCAUCAGCUCGGCGCUAUUACAAACCAUGUGCAAAAGUGCAUUUUGAGCGAAGGAGCCUCCCACAGCCCCUUGUAUUGUUCCAACCCACCGCCAAUGGGGGCUUUUGUCCUCCAAAACUCCGUCUCACACGUGGAGUGUCCCCAGCAGAGCCUGCUCCUUCAGGUGGGGUAUUUUCCAUCCCCAUCUCAGUGCUCUGAGGCUGGUGCAUGGCUUGUGGUGCUGGGGUGCAAGCAGCAGUGGUGGGAAGGGACAGGAGGGGGCACUCUCCUACCUCAGUCAGUGACAGCCUCUUUUUCCCCACCCUGGGAGUCACCAGCUGGAAACUGCUUUGUGAGGAAAGCAGGGAGUAGGGACAACAUGCAAGGCAAAGGUGUUCAGCAGCAUGUACUAAAGGAAUCAGUUUGGAGGCAGUUGGUAUUACUGGGGAAGAAAAGGAGAAAAAUAGACUAAUCUGUUACCCCCCCCCCCCCAUUUUUUUUUUUCCCUCCUGAUUUGGAGUGCUAAAACCAGUGAUGCUUUGCAGAUGGGCCAAGAUCUCAUUUCUCCUGCUUAUACCCAGGUCUCUGCCAGAAGCUGCUUUAGCAAUUUUUUAGAAUAAAUAUCCAUGUCUGUCGUGAUGUGGGGUUACAUUUAUUAUCCUUGUCAUUGCUUCCCUCAAGAAAUCCAUUGGGUCAUCCAAAGAUUAUCCAAUCUGCUCUCCAAAAAGGGAGGAGAGAGAGCUGUUUAUACAUACAGAGCACUGCUAUCUUCUCCCACUUGCUGUUUUCAGACUAAACAAGGCAACCUAUUUUAGAAAAACCUUUAUAGAGAGAGAAUUUGUCAGGAAAUUUUAAAAAAGAAAGAACUUUUGGCAGGGCCAUUAGAAAUCAGCAGCCCUAGAAACCUGAGACAUAAGAGAACCCAAUUCCCAAACCCCCUAUCUUUGGCAAUUUCCUUUAUCAAUAGUAGCCAAAAGGGCACAUGCAAUGAGGGAUUAUAUUUGAAGAGGAAAAGCUGUCACAGAACAGUUGCUAGACAGGCGGGUUGUAUUGUAAAGAGUUUCAUUCAGCCUGGAGUUCCUGCUAGUUCAAUCACAUUUCUUAGGUUGUUUUUAUAGGUUUUUGCCAGCAUGUGUGGAGUCCGUACGACAUCCUAGUGUUACUAGAGGUCACGUGGGGAGAGGUUUGUUGCUGUUGAGUGUACACAGAAGCCACAUGCAUGACAAUGUGGUUGUACAGAAUCCAUUGAAACCUCCUUCUUAAGGAAAGCCACCCUUCAAUUAGGAGCACGUUAACCCCGAGACUGAACAGGUUGGGCUGGGUAUGGGCCUUAAGCGGCUUCACCUGACAAGUCCCUUAAUUUCUUCAUAUUGCUACACUCCUCUUCUUCUCCUUCACAUCUGAAGCCCAGCCCUCCCAGACAAAUUAAGUUAGCGUGCGCUUUGUGGAGGUGCAAAGCUUGCCACCCACUGUAGUAGGGCCAGAACUGAUAAGCACACAAGUGUCACACAGGACAGGUGGGACGGGUUUGAACAAGGGGUGAGGUGCCUUUGUGGUUUGAGAUUUGGGCACUGACUCAGAGUUUUUAUCUUCUCAGAGCUGCCACCUGCCCAUUUUAAAUGGCUCAAGACUUGACAUGAAAUUCAUUAUUUCGGUUGAUUACUGUUUGAUCACGGUGCACUUUCUUGGGGCUUGAAUAACUGGAUAUAGAGACUGGAACGGGGCUGCUGCACUUUAUAUCCAAGUGUUCUCCGGCGUAUGUCCAAUUCUCUAUGUCUGGAAGUGCCACCUUUCUGCUGGUGGUGUCCCAUAGGACACAUAGCACUCCCCAGUUGGUGACGCUGAGCUCGGGGGCAGUGGCGUGACCUAUGGGGAUGUUGCAGCAGCUCUCGGGUAGCAGAAAGGUGCAAGAACACGGUGCUAGGGUGGCUUGGCAGCCGGUUGCUUUGCUGCUCUUUGGAUAGAAUCCGUCCUCUGAUUUGGUAUCUGCUGUCAGUUUAGGGGUAGGAACACCUUACACAGCUGUUUCAGAGUUAUCCUGUAGCGUACUACGGUUAUCGGGCCGUUGCUUUUACUUCAGUGUCUCCUUGGGAAUUUGCCCUGGAUUUUUGUUCCACACCUCUCGUUAGCCUCACCUUCACCACUCCACUGUUUUAUAUGAGAAAGUUACUUCUUCUUUUGCAAAAUUGCUUCUAAUUAAAAGAACCCUUUUUGAA
This is a messenger RNA of Oxyura jamaicensis (ruddy duck), 13795 nucleotides long. It is a transcript of the gene SDK1, whose product is annotated as sidekick cell adhesion molecule 1. NCBI's taxonomy places the organism in Eukaryota, Metazoa, Chordata, Aves, Anseriformes, Anatidae. The record is from RefSeq and is a predicted model, not a curated record. The transcript is spliced from 46 exons. Gene Ontology annotation, molecular function: protein binding. The coding region runs from base 1099 to 7926 and encodes 2275 amino acids.